Messenger RNA from Scleropages formosus (Asian bonytongue), 975 nucleotides. RefSeq lists its product as uncharacterized. Gene Ontology annotation, molecular function: NAD+ poly-ADP-ribosyltransferase activity. The coding region runs from base 59 to 907 and encodes 282 amino acids. The transcript has 2 exons. Lineage: Eukaryota; Metazoa; Chordata; Actinopteri; Osteoglossiformes; Osteoglossidae. Gene Ontology annotation, cellular component: cytoplasm. The record is from RefSeq and is a predicted model, not a curated record.
UCUCAGCUUGAUUUCUAUUUUCUAAUUUCAUUACAGGAGGUGUACCUUCAACAGAACUAUGUGGGCUGAGGAUGAUUUCACUCCAUGCAGUACUCCAUGUCUGGGUAGCUGUACAGAACCUAUAGAAAAUGGAAUGUACAUCAUGUCUCAUGGAACAUCAAGGCAGUCAGCACAACAAAUAAUGGUCUAUGGAUUUCGUCACUCCGUGGACGGAAUGUUAGGCCGUGGUGUUUAUGUCAGUCGUGACCUUCAGAAGGCCAGCAGGCACCCUCUUCAUCUACCUGAACAUCAGCGUGUAGUUUUGAAGUUGAAGGUUAGAGUUGGCAGGGUGAAGAGGAUUGACUACCGGGGACACCCACUGCAGAAGACCUGGCAUGACCAUGGUUAUGACACCGCGUGGUGUCCUCCAUACUGUGGAAUGGUCAAGAGUGGCCUGGAGGAAGACUGUGUAUGGGAUCCCAGCAGAAUUACUGUUAUAGGUGUAAUCUAUCCAAAAACAUGUGAUGCAAUCGCUGCAAAACCAAGAAGAGAUGGAGUAUACACCAUGUAUCAUGGAACAUCAAGGCAGGCAGCACAACAAAUAAUGGCUCAUGGAUUCUGUCAGUCCGCAGAUGGAAUGCUGGGCCGUGGUGUGUAUGUCAGUCGUGACCUUAGGAAGGCCAGCAGCUACCCUCUCCAUCUACCUGAAAAUCAGCGUGUAGUUUUGAAGUUGAAGGUUAGAGUUGGCAAGGUGAAGAAGAUUUCCUACCAAGGACACCCACUCCAGAAGACCUGGCAUAACCAUGGUUAUAACACCGCGUGGGUUCCUCCCAACUGUGGAAUGGUCCCGAGUGGCCUGGAGGAAGACUGUGUAUGGAAUCCAGGCAGAAUUACCGUUACUUCUGUAAUCCAUCCAAAGGCGUGUUGAUAAUGUGCCACAGUGUGAAUUUAAGGCUCAAUUAGUGGAGAACUUGAGUCUUUUAUGUACUCUACAUG